AUGUCAUCAGAAUCAAUUGACCAACUAUCGCUCUCAUUUCAAUUUCAAAAGGAAAGAGAUGAGAAAUCUAACAAGCAGACUCUUGAUCUUUUAUCCCCUCUGUUGGUUACGUUGAUGGUUUGUUUUCUCUAUGCAAAGGAGAAUUUGCAAGGCACACAAAAACACCACAGCACAAUGAUGUGCCAUGCUCAGUUUUGUUUUGGCGAGGAUGGUAGAGUGUCCAUGUGA
Messenger RNA from Prunus armeniaca (apricot), 228 nucleotides. NCBI's taxonomy places the organism in Eukaryota, Viridiplantae, Streptophyta, Magnoliopsida, Rosales, Rosaceae. The record is from the annotation of a GenBank genome assembly.